GCUUAGCGGUAACGUGAAAUCGGUGAUGUCGUUAGAUCAUUAAAAAGUUUUCAUAGUUGUACGCACUUAAGUAGAAAUUAUUUUCGAUAUUAUUACUUUUUAUUUGUAAUUUAUGUUGUCUCAGUGUUCAAUAGUAGUCACGGUGGGGUUUAAAAUUUUGUCUUGCGUUUAAUUUUUUGACACAUAGAGACGCCAUGUUUGUCACGUUUUUGCCAGUUGUGAAUAUAUUUAACCGAAAAUUCAAUUGUUAAUAGCACCAAAUUAUACAAGAGUGUAUAUAAAAGAAUAAAAAUGAGCGCAAGUUUUACCAUGAAUAAAGAGAAGAGAACCAAGUCGUCUGAUGAUGCCAAUAUUUCCUUUGUCAAGAAUGUGACAUCAAAGGUGACAGGAUUUUUGCCAUCUACUAUAACAAAAUGGUUCAGUAGUCCUAACUCUCCCAAUACUAAUGGAUCAGCACCCGUAACGGAAUCGACAGAUUCUUCAACCGAAGAUGAGGCUCCAGAAAGCCCAAUUACAACUCAGCCACCUGCUAAAAGAAUGCGAUACAAUUCCCCAGGAACUUCGAACACAUAUAUUCCAGCAGAAACAAAAAGUACAAGUACUAACACCGAUUCUAUUGCAACAUAUAGUGAAAUGCAGUCUCCUAUAAGCAGAAAUGUAUUUCGACCAGAAACCAAUUUUGUGUCGACCCAGCUAAAUUCACCAUCUCAAGAAUCUAUUAUCGAAACCAAAAAAGAGCCAUAUUUUUAUAAUUUGGAAUCUUCAAGCUUAAACGAAAACAAUUCCGUUUUAAAAAAACGAAAGUCCCUUUUUAACAUUAACCAUGAAGACAAUUAUGUAAGUAAUUCAACAAACAUGAGUCUAAGUGAACCACAAUUCAAAGCCAGUUAUCUUUCUGCUCCAUUUUAUACUAGACAGGCAAUAUAUGGUAGAGCAAUAAAUGCCUAUAUGAAUGAACCAAAUAUUAAACAAAGAAAGAGUACUUUUGUAACAAAUGAUAGCAAUAAUGACAAUGUUACUAUUAGUCACUCAGCCAGGCGUGUUUUAGAUUUGUUAGAAAAUUAUUCAUCUCCAUUAACUGAAGCUAAAAGAAUAUCUCAAUUCAUGAAAUCGUCUAGUAACUCUACUUUAGACAGUUCUAAAGCCAGCAGUAGCAAAGGACUUUCAUAUAAAACACAAGAACUUCAUGUGCCAAGCCUUGCAACAAUAUUAAGAAUCAAACAAAGGUCAAGACUAAUGGAUACAACUAGUGCUGCUCGUCAGUUAAUAGCAUCACACAGUAGCUCUACUGAUUUCAUAUCAUACCCAGCACCAACAAGUCCAAGCAAUACACUGAAAGAGACGAGUGAUAAGUUAACCACUAAAAUUAAGUCCAGAUUGACUAGAAUAAACAGAGAAGACAAAGCAGUGUAUGAAAACAAUGAACCUAUCAAUCUUCCUACUGCUGUUUUACAAAUUGAUAAAGAUAAUUUACCUAAGUUUUCCUUAGGCAUUUCUGCACCCAAACAAGUACCUAGUUCUUCAAUUGUUACUGCUACAGAUCUGCCAAAUUCUUUAUCUGUGGUUGUACCUACAGAGACAUCAAAUAGUGAUAAAAAAACUAAUGAAACAAAUGUGGAUAAAGGAGAAAAAGAAUUAAAAGCUUUAAAGAAUAAUAGCUACCAAUUUUCCAUUCCAGUCACUGUGUCUACUGAAACGGUCAAUACAUUUUCAAUGCCUUCAAAGUUUACAUUUGGUAGUCCAGAGAGAAGUAUCGAAAAAACAUUAGAUACAAAAACUGAUAAUACUCUCUCUAAAGUUCAUCGUCCAAUUAUAAAAGUAAAGACAGAUUUACUACCAAAAUCUGAUGAUUGGAAAUGUGAUGAUUGUUGGGUAUCUAAUAAACCCGAUUCUGCUACAUGUGUUUGCUGCGGAGGUAAAAAGCCUACAAAAAAUGCAGCAAAAAUUAAUAAAUGCUCAGUCUGUCAAGUAGUUUUGGAUAAAGAUUGUACAAAUAAAUGUGUUAAUUGUGAAAAAACAUCUAAUAACAAUGAAAACUUAAAACCCAUAUGUACAGAUCUAUCACAGUGGAAAUGUCAGGACUGCUGGGUCAAAAAUGAUGAAGGUGUAAAAAACUGUGUCUGUUGCGGUAGUAAAAAACCCAACUCGUUAGAUACAGUUGCAAACUCUAAACAUGAAAGUGUUGAAAGCGAUUGGAAAUGUGAGGUAUGUUUGAUUAAAAAUAAGAGCAGUGUAGAAACAUGUGCUGCAUGUAGUGAAGUAAAACCUAUUUCAAAAAAUAUUAGUACCAAAAUUGGUACUUGUCAACCUGAAACUACUGGUAAUGUUUCUUUGCUUAAAAAUAUUAUUAAAUCGCAAACCGAAAAGUGGGAGUGUGUAAAUUGCUUGGUGCGUAAUGACACCAAUGUGAGUAAAUGUGUUUGUUGUGAGACAGAAAAACCAGGAACCAUAAAAGAAUCCGAAAAGAAGAGUUUUAAUUUUGGUCUUAAUCCGAAUAUGUCAUUUAAAUUUGGUAUUGAUCCAAAACUUGCGGAAAAGAAAAUUGUUGAAUCUACACCAUUAACAUUAGCAGCAGCAGCAGCAACAGAAUCUGAGAACAACAAUAAUAUUUUGUCUACCACUUUUACUUUUGGAUUACCAAAAAAGAAACCAGAGGAUAAAAUCGACAAUCUGAAAGACACACCGGAUGAAAUUCCUAAGUCUACUUAUACAUUUGGAAUACCGAAACAAACGCAGAGUGCUGUAGAAUCUACAGCUAAAAAUGUUUUUAACAAUCCUGUCCUCGAAGGCAAAUUUCGCGUAGAUACACCAAAAUCACAAACUGUAGUAAACGAAGAACAGGAAGUGGCUAAAACUGAAGAAUCAAAAACGCCAGUGUCACAACCACUUCAACCAAUAGGUAUAUUUGCUGCAUCUGCACCAUCUGACACUCAAACCAAGACUGCUGACAUACCAGUGUCAAGUAUAAAUUCUGUUAAUAAUUUAGAGAAAAAUGAACCAUUGAAUCCUCCGCUCAUCCCUACAUUAAAAUCUUCGGAGGAAACUGUAGUGCCGAAAAGUACUUUUACCUUUUCUUCUAGUGGCGUAAAAGUAGCUUCAAACCUAUUCAGUCCGAAAGUAACAACUUCAACAACAACUUUAAAAGAAACACCAGUUUCCUCUUCUUCAAUAUCGUUUUUUCAAAAAAGUGAUCCGGUUUCUACGUCAUCCUUGUCGUUUUUUCAAAAAAGUGAACCAGCACCCACAUCACUAUCCAUGUUUAAUAAAACUGAGACUACAAUAACAACUACUGCAUUGCAGCCUGAAGUAUCUAACCCGCUAAUAUUCAGUUUUGGCAGUAAUAAUGUACCAAAUGUUCUGUCACAACCAGAGCAGCCGAAAUUCACCUUCACUUUUGGAAGCACAAAUAAACCUGAGAGUCCAUCUAUAUUCAAAGCACCUUUCGGUGCUGCUGUCGACAGUAGCAUCGGUACCAAUAACUUUACACUAACAAAUGCAAAUUCUAUGAGCACUGGUAAUGCUUUGUCUGGAAACACGCUUGGUGGCUUACCUGGUGCGAAUAAUAUGACUGGAAAUGUCUUAUCUGGAGGUAAUAAUGGAAUGUCAGCAGCAAACCCAAGUGGAUUAAUAGGUAACAACACUAUGGGAACUGGAAAUCCAUUAAGUGGACUCAUACCACCAAAUACAUUGUCUGAGGCCAACAACUUGUCUCAAACUAACAUUUCAUCUACAAUGCAAUCAGGUGGUUUAUUUGGCGCAGCAAUAAAGAAAGACGACAUGUGGUCUUCGAGUAACAAUACUUCCAAUAAUAUGUUUGUUUCAAAUGCCACAAAUAAUAAUGCACAAAAGCCCACUUUUAAUUUUGGUAGCUCAUCACCAUUUAAUUCUAACAAUGUCAAUCCUGCUCCUACCUUUGGAAGCCCAUCACAAUUGUCUCAAAAUUUGUUUGGGAUAUCAAACCAAAACAGUCAGCCAUCAAUGUUUUCGAACCAAAUUCAAAACUCUGGCCCACCGAAUAUGUUUGGAGCGUCACAGCCUGCCAGUAACUCUGUGCCGACAGUGGGUAUGUUUGGAACACCGAAUGCAGGAGUUACGACGAAUUUUGGUUCACCAAAUCCUAUUCCAACAUUUGAGGCAUCUUCAAUGAAUCCUACACCAGCAUUUAAUUUUGGAGCACAACAGACAACUGGGAUAUUUGGAUUUGGACAGCAGCAGCAACAACAGCAACCACAGCAGCAGCCACAUCCUGGCGGCGUCUACAACUUCGGUGCAACGCCCGCGGGGGCUGGGUCAACACAGGUUCAGUUUAAUAUGGGCAGCUCCCCAUACAUUUCUGGUCGACGUGUCAGGAAAGCAAUCCGUCGGACCACGCAGCGAUGAAUCACACAGACGGUCACCAUUUAGAAUCCAUUUGUAAUUAUGUAGCGGAAGACUUAAGUUUAUCUGAACCCUGUUAACUUACAAGAUAAACUUAAAGCAAAGAAUAUUGAUUAUUCUUGUUGUCAAUACAAAUUUCAGAUAUUAGAAUGUGUAAAUGUUGGAUAGUUGCAAGUUUGUGUAAUUACAUUAAAUAUGGUUGAAAAAACAGUUACAAAUACAAGAUUAUUUGCUGUAAGGUUUGAUAUUAAAAUUUAAUCAUGUAUUUCCAUCUUUUUGCUUUGUGAAAUGCUGACAUAAAUAAAGUGGAAUGAUUAAAUUUUUAUAUUCAAACAUGUGUAACAGUUGCAUAAGUUAUAUUAGGUAUAUUACUUACUUGAUAGUGAACAAGGUAUAGUUAAAGAUUUGUAUAAUUAAAAAUUGUAAAAUAUUACUGGAAGCAACUUUGGAAUUAUUAUUAAUAAAUUAAAUAACUAUGAAACUAUAGAGUGAAAAAAUUAUAAAGCCUAACUAUGCUAUUUUAGAUAACAAUUUUCUUGUCUUAUUUAUACAUUUUAAAAAGUAAUAGUUUUGAAUUAUGUAAAUGUGUUACACAAUAUAAUGUAGUAAAAGUUAUGUUGAAAAAUUAUCCAAUAAAAUAUUUCAUGCAAGUCUCAAUGUGAUUUAGUGCAGUGUUUCAAAGCGUUUACGAAUAUUUUCUUAAUACAUAAUAUUAAUUAACAACAUCUGUAAUGUAUUUAAGUGAAAUACCUAGUUUGCGUAAACUUCAAUUUAGUGGUCACAUUUUAAAUAUCAUAAUAUCAUUCACAAAUUAUAUAUAUUUCACAAUCUUCAUGUUUUUUAAACUUUGAAUAUUUUUCUUAAGAGAUGAGAAGAGGCCUUUGCCCAGCGGUGCGACAUGUACUAGCUGUUACUUAUACUUAUGUGUUUUUAAAUUUUUCUAACAUAGUCAACAUCUUAUUAACUAUUUUAACAGUCAGCUCUUUUAUCGCAAUUUUUGUAUCCUUAGCGUCUUCCGUGUUUUUUAUUUGAGUCUGGACUAUACCACGAUUUUUUAAAUUUUGCAAUUUUAAAUUUUUGCUUGAUAUUUUUAAUUUUAAUACUAACAAUUGUUGUUCACAUAAUAUGUCUAUGGACGACAUUUUGAACUUGACUGACUUAUACUGGAAGAUUUAAAACACCUGACAUUAUCAGCAUAUAUUAACCACUCAUAAAUUUUAUACAUUUAUUUUACUAUGAAAAUAAUUUUUUCUUAAAAUUAUUGACGUUAUCAUUUGUAAGCAAAAAUAAUACUAAAAUUAAUUAACAUACCACGUUUGCUAUAAUCCAGGUUUUAAAUUUUUUCUUGCCACUGAAAUCACUUAGCACUUAAUGUCAUUUAAUAAAAUUAUAUAUAAUAAUACAAGACGCCAAGACGUAAUCUUUCUCAACAGGAGUGGGCACUGAGGAUACAUUGUUAAUUAUAAUAGACAUUCUUAAACUGAAGUGUUAUCUAAAUGUUAAAUUAAAUUUCUCAAGACAAAUCAUAUGGUCAUUUUCAAAAUAGUUUUAGAAUUUAAAUUAUGUAUUUCUUUCGAAAUAUCUUUUUUUUUCUCUUGUAAAUAAUGUUUUUAAACAAUAUAGGAUCAAAAUAUGGUUGUCAAAGUUAUUGAUGUUGAUUUCACAAUAAAGUUAGAAAUAAAAAGUGCAUAAAGGAAGCAGGUCUUCAUUGUCUAUGACGCUAAAAUCGAUAGAGAAUUGUUUUUAUCUAAAUGUUUUAACUUUAUUUAUACAAGACAUACUUUUAAAGAAUUAUGGUACACUUUUAAUGCCUGUCAAGAUAAUUAAAUAGUUUUUACUGGAAAAAGUGUCAUUGUAUACAAAAAAAUACUUUAAAUAAUGUAACAGGCCUAUAUAGGCACUUAUUGUAUUGUAAAUUAUGUUUUGUUAAGAACCUUGAAAAUAGGAUAACUAACAGAUUAAAUGUAAACGCCUUGUAAUUUCUUAUUUAUAUAAGUAUAGUUAAAAGUCUAUCGUAUUUACAUAAAAACCCUUAUACUUAAAAAAUAAUGGGUGAAGCAAUUUAAUGCAAAAUGCAUAUAUUUCCAAGUGUGUAAUCCACGUAUUUUAUAAAAAGGGUAAUUAUAAAUCAUCACUUAAAUUGCCUUUAAAAUAUUAUUUAGACAGUCCAUUCCAAUCUGAUAUAUUAAUUCAGUAAAAUAUUUUGUUUAAUAACGUGACGCGUCUGUGUAAUUUGUGCUAGGAUUUAAUAAUAUUUCAUUUUGUAUGAAGUGAUAAUUUAAUUUAAUACCUUUCUCGUUUUUUAACUUACUGUUAUUUACUAUUCAUUAAAAUUGGGCAAUUUACGGUUACGAAUCGAUGUGAGUAAAACGUGGGUAUGUUAAAUUUACUUCAACGAGGGAAUAUUUCCGAUAACAUCUUAAUACAAGGGGUUCUAGCUGUAAUUAUAGUAUUAAAUAGAUAAGUUCUCUUCAAAAACUAUUUGUGUUAUUAAUUUUUAAUAAUCGGUUAGUUUUUUCGUUCGCUAAAUAAAUACGUAGCUGUUAUUUAUCAAAUUAUGGACAGUAUCAGCAACAUUUUAUUCACUUUCUGUUAUGAACAUUCAUAUAAAUAUUUCUUGCUGUUUUUAUAUUAGAUAAAUUUUAGUUGCAAUAAUUUAGUUAUAAUUUACAAAGUUCGAGGGCGUAUUUAAGGUACGAUAAGACUAUUUUUUAUUGUUGCGGUAAGUGGAAGGUUAUCUAAAUGCGUCCUACCUACCAUAAUAACCUUAAAAUAUGUAAUAGACUUAAACUGUAAUAUCAACAUUACAAUAAAGAUACAAUGAAAGUUGGGGAGCAAAACUAAAAUAUCUAUACAGUAAGUCGUGUCAUUGAUUUAAAAUGAAAUGUUUAUAAAGGAAAUUAAAUAAAUUGAUUAUCGUGUUUUUGAAUUCAAUGCCUUUAGAUUUGUUCCUCAAUACAAACGACCAUUUAA
Molecule: messenger RNA, 7350 nt
Organism: Nymphalis io (European peacock)
Lineage: Eukaryota; Metazoa; Arthropoda; Insecta; Lepidoptera; Nymphalidae
Product: nuclear pore complex protein Nup153-like
Exons: 7
Coding region: 292-4380 (1362 amino acids)
Biological process (GO): protein import into nucleus; RNA export from nucleus
Cellular component (GO): nuclear pore
Molecular function (GO): structural constituent of nuclear pore
Source: RefSeq, a predicted model, not a curated record